AGGGUUUUAAAAAGACCUUAAUUUAAGCUCUGACAUUAAGGGUUUUGAUUUCUUUUCAGUUGCAUUGAGACCGUGACUGUGAGAGUUUUGAUCUUAAUAAUAAUAAUCAACAUUAUUCUGAUUUAGAAUAUCACAUCUGCGAACGCAACCGCAAUUUAAAAUCAUUAUCAUUAUUAUAUACUUUUUUAAUACCUCAAUAUUAAAGGAUCGUUAAUUCUAUACCUACCCUACUCAUUUUGGGUCACCAUCAUCAUUGUUUCUGUUCUAUUUGGUGUCGAAAGAUAGAAACUUUAUGAAGUAGCUUCACAUGAUCUAAAUAAGAAAAAUCCAGAAUCUAACUCCACAUGGUGAAAUGUUCUUCUUCAUUCCUUGCUUUUGAUGACAUCAUAUGGUUACACUCUCUCUCAUUUAUUCAUCACACCGACUCAAUAUUCUUCUGCUGAAUCAGUUUUUUAGUUAUGGCUACAUCUUGGUUGAAUUGGAAUUGGAAUUGGAAUACCCUUUUGAGUAAGAUCCUUGAAUUGCCUGUUUUGGAACUUGUGGCAAUAUUUACUAAUUUGGUUCUUCUUGUUUUGUUUCUAUUGAGGGAGGUUUUUAUUUGUGUUGGUGGAAGAGUUUGGUUUUUUAAGGAUAAUAAUAAUGUUGUUGUUGGAAAUGGUGGUUUGAUUCGUGUCGAUGGAGAAACGGUUGAGGUUAGAAUUGGGACAUGGUUUAAGUUAUCUGUGCUGUCUUGUUUUUAUGUUUUGUUGGUGCAAGUUUUGGUUUUGGGAUUUGAGGGUGUUGUUUUGAUUAAGGACAAGUUUGUGGUUGUGGAAGAUUUGUCUCUUCUUUGUGUGCCUUUUGUGCAAAGUUUGGUUUGGAUUGUGUUGUGUUUCGCUGCUUUGCAUUGCAAGUACAAGGUAUCUCAGAAGUUUCCAAUUUUGCUGAGAGUUUCUUGGUUUGUGCUGUUUGUUGUUUGUUUGUGUGGUUUAUAUGUUGAUGGGAGAGGGUUUUGGGUGGAAGGUUCCAAACAUAUGCGUUCUCAUGUUUUGGCAAAUUUCGCUGUUACCCCUGCUCUUGCCUUCUUGUGUUUUGUAGCAAUUAGGGGUGUUUCUGGUAUACAAGUUUGUAGGAACUCUGAGAAUCAACAGCCAUUACUUCUUGAUGAAGAGGAAGAUGAAGAACCAGGGUGCCUUAAGGUUACUCCUUAUAGUGAUGCUGGACUUUUUAGUUUGGCCACUUUGUCUUGGCUUAACUCGAUUCUUUCCAUUGGUGCAAAGAGACCACUUGAGCUUAAGGACAUUCCCCUUGUUGCGCCUAAAGAUCGAGCUAAAGCAAAUUUUAAGGUUUUGAAUUCAAAUUGGGAGAAAAUGAAGGCUGAAAACACGUCGACUCAGCCUUCAUUAGCUUGGACACUUCUGAAGUCAUUCUGGAAGGAGGCAGCUAUUAAUGCCAUUUUUGCUGGUGUCACUACUCUUGUCUCAUAUGUAGGUCCAUACAUGAUAAGUUACUUUGUUGAUUACUUGAGUGGUAUAGAGACUUACCCUCAUGAGGGGUAUGUCCUUGCCGGAAUAUUCUUUGUUGCAAAGCUUGUGGAGACCUUCACAACGAGGCAAUGGUAUCUAGGAGUGGACAUUUUGGGGAUGCAUGUUAGGUCCGCUUUAACAGCCAUGGUAUAUCAAAAGGGGCUUAGGUUGUCGAGCUUAGCUAGGCAAAGUCACACAAGUGGUGAGAUUGUUAACUACAUGGCUAUUGAUGUUCAGAGGGUAGGGGACUACUCUUGGUAUCUUCAUGACAUGUGGAUGCUUCCUCUGCAGAUUAUUCUAGCCCUCGCAAUUUUGUAUAAGAAUGUUGGAAUUGCUUCCAUUGCAACACUUGUUGCCACAAUCAUUUCUAUUGUAGUCACUAUUCCCGUGGCUCGGGUCCAAGAAGAUUAUCAAGACAAAUUAAUGGCUGCUAAGGAUGAAAGAAUGAGAAAAACAUCUGAGUGCCUAAGGAACAUGAGGAUUCUCAAGCUUCAGGCUUGGGAGGACAGAUAUCGAAUAAGAUUAGAGGAAAUGCGUGGGGUAGAGUUCAAGUGGCUUAGGAAAGCCCUAUAUUCUCAGGCUUUCAUAACUUUCAUGUUCUGGAGCUCACCUAUAUUUGUUUCAGCUGUCACUUUCGCUACUUGCAUAUUGUUGGGUGGUAAGCUAACUGCAGGAGGUGUACUUUCUGCUCUAGCGACUUUCAGGAUCCUCCAAGAACCGUUGAGGAAUUUUCCAGACUUGGUAUCUACAAUGGCUCAGACAAAAGUUUCUGUCGAUCGUUUAUCUUGUUUCCUACUCGAGGAAGAAUUGCAGGAAGAUGCAACUAUUGUCUUGCCACAAGGAAUUUCUAACAUUGCCAUAGAAAUUAAGGAUAGUGAAUUCUCUUGGGACCUUUCAUCUGCCAGGCCUACUCUUUCUGAGAUAAAUAUGAAAGUUGAAAAAGGGAUGCGUGUCGCUGUUUGCGGUACGGUUGGUUCAGGGAAAUCAAGUUUUCUUUCUUGCAUCCUUGGAGAAAUUCCUAAGCUUUCUGGUGAAGUCAGUGUGUGUGGUUCUUCUGCAUACGUCUCCCAAUCAGCAUGGAUACAAUCAGGAACUAUAGAAGAAAAUAUACUCUUUGGAAGCCCAAAGGACAAAGCAAAGUACAAGAAUGUUAUUCAUGCUUGUUCACUGAAAAAGGAUCUAGAACUUUUCUCACAUGGAGAUCAGACAAUUAUUGGUGAUAGAGGUAUAAACCUAAGUGGGGGUCAGAAGCAGCGGGUACAGCUUGCCCGAGCACUCUACCAAGAUGCUGAUAUUUAUCUUCUUGAUGAUCCCUUCAGCGCAGUUGACGCACACACUGGAUCAGAGUUGUUUAGGGAGUAUAUAUUGACGGCACUAGCAAAUAAAACAGUCAUUUUCGUGACCCAUCAAGUUGAAUUUCUUCCUGCUACUGAUUUGAUACUGGUUCUCAAGGAAGGUUGCAUCAUACAAGCCGGAAAGUAUGAUGAUCUUUUACAAGCAGGAACAGAUUUUAAAGCUCUAGUUUCAGCUCACCAUGAAGCCAUAGAGGCUAUGGAUAUUCCUGCUCACUCCUCUGAAGAUUCAGACGAAAAUUUAACAUUGGAGGCAUCUGUUAUGACCACUAAGAAGUCCAUGUGUUCUGCUAACGAUAUCGACAGUUUGACAAAGGAAAUGCAAGAGGGACCAUCAUCUUCAGAUCAAAAAACAACUAAGGAGAAGAAAAAAGCAAAAAGGUCGAGAAAAAAACAGCUCGUUCAAGAAGAGGAGAGGGUUAGAGGUAGAGUAAGCAUGAAGGUGUAUCUUUCAUACAUGGCAGCGGCAUAUAAAGGUUUAUUGAUUCCACUCAUAAUCAUAGCACAAGCGUUAUUUCAGUUCCUUCAGAUUGCUAGUAACUGGUGGAUGGCGUGGGCUAACCCUCAAACAGAAGGAGAUGAGCCCAAAGUAACUCCCAUGGUUCUUCUUCUUGUUUACAUGGCCCUUGCUUUUGGCAGUUCUUGGUUUAUAUUUGUAAGGGCUGUUCUAGUCGCUACAUUUGGUCUCGCAGCUGCACAGAAGCUAUUCUUGAAGAUGCUUAGAUGUGUUUUCCAUGCACCGAUGUAUUUCUUUGACUCUACACCAGCUGGAAGGAUCUUGAACCGGGUUUCAGUUGAUCAAAGUGUUGUGGAUCUUGACAUCCCUUUUAGACUUGGUGGGUUUGCUGCAACAACAAUACAGCUUAUUGGUAUUGUUGGCGUAAUGACAGAAGUGACAUGGCAAGUUUUACUCUUAGUCAUCCCAAUGGCCAUUGCUUGUUUGUGGAUGCAGAAAUACUACAUGGCUUCAUCGAGGGAACUGGUCCGAAUUGUAAGCAUCCAGAAAUCACCAAUUAUAAAUCUUUUUGGUGAAUCAAUUGCUGGAGCAUCCACCAUCAGGGGUUUCGGACAAGAAAAAAGGUUCAUGAAGCGAAACCUCUAUCUUCUUGAUUGUUUUGCACGACCUUUCUUCUGCAGUCUUGCUGCUAUUGAGUGGCUCUGCCUGCGUAUGGAGUUAUUGUCCACCUUUGUGUUUGCUUUCUGCAUGGUAUUACUUGUUAGCUUUCCCCAUGGAACUAUUGACCCAAGCAUGGCUGGACUUGCUGUGACAUAUGGUCUGAACUUAAAUGCGCGCUUAUCCCGUUGGAUACUUAGCUUUUGCAAACUUGAAAAUAAAAUUAUAUCUAUUGAGAGAAUUUAUCAGUACAGUCAAAUUCCUAGUGAAGCACCGGCAGUGAUUGAAGAUUCUCGCCCUCCAUCUUUAUGGCCUGAAAAUGGCACAAUUGAAAUAAUUGAUUUGCAGGUCCGUUACAAAGAAAAUCUUCCUUUUGUGCUUCAUGGAGUAUCAUGCACAUUUCCUGGUGGAAAAAAUAUAGGGAUAGUUGGACGAACCGGCAGUGGCAAAUCUACUUUGAUUCAAGCAUUGUUUCGAUUGAUUGAACCAUCAGGUGGAAGUAUCCACAUAGACAACAUCAAUAUUUCAGAGAUUGGUCUUCAUGACCUCCGAAGCCAUCUCAGUAUCAUACCACAGGAUCCAACCUUAUUUGAAGGGACCAUUCGAGGCAAUCUUGAUCCUCUUGAGGAGCACUCAGAUAAAGAUAUUUGGGAGGCGCUAGAUAAGUCUCAACUUGGAGAUAUCAUUCGUGAGAAAGGACAAAAGCUUGAUACACCAGUUAUAGAGAAUGGAGACAAUUGGAGUGUAGGACAGAGGCAACUUGUUUCUCUUGGCCGAGCUCUACUGAAGCAGUCAAAAAUACUUGUACUUGAUGAAGCAACAGCAUCCGUCGAUGCUGCCACUGAUAAUCUUAUCCAGAAGAUCAUUCGAACAGAGUUCAAAGAGUGCACUGUGGUCACCAUUGCGCAUCGUAUUCCUACUGUCAUUGACAGCGAUCAAGUUCUGGUGCUCAGUGAUGGUCGAGUUGCUGAGUUUGACACCCCUUUACGACUAUUAGAGGACAAAUCAUCCAUGUUUCUAAAGUUGGUGACUGAGUACUCCUCGCGGACAAGUGGUAUACCAGAAUUUUAGAUCAGAUAAAAGGUCUAGAAACCUUUAAAGUUAGUAGUGGGUGCUGGCCAGAGCUUGAAAACAGUUCAGAAGUCGAAACAGUAAGUGAUGCCUCCCUUGCAUGCUAUAUUGAUGCAUUUGGCGCAUGCGUAGACCAAAAUAGAAAAGGAAUAAAAAGAAGCGAAAGAGAAUCAAGUACUCUAGUGGAAGAAAACUAGUUUGAUUUUUCCCUUUGAACAGAUUCGAGGAAUUCGUGCAUGGUUAGCAUGCUUUGUAACACAAUAAGACGAUCUGUGAUUACAGGAAAGCAAGUAUAGGCGUCUGAAUUGGUUUCAAUGAUGUGCAAUAAAGUAGUUUGUAGAAUGAGGAACUAGAAUUUUGCUAGUUAGAAAAAUAUAGAGUUUAAACUUUUCUGUGUAUUCCAUAACUUGUAGAGAAUGUUCAGAAUUAAUUAAUUUCAACCUUAGAUUUCCCUCA
Molecule: messenger RNA, 5498 nt
Organism: Trifolium pratense (red clover)
Lineage: Eukaryota; Viridiplantae; Streptophyta; Magnoliopsida; Fabales; Fabaceae
Product: ABC transporter C family member 5
Exons: 12
Coding region: 459-5042 (1527 amino acids)
Biological process (GO): transmembrane transport
Cellular component (GO): plant-type vacuole; vacuolar membrane
Molecular function (GO): ATP binding; ATP hydrolysis activity; ABC-type transporter activity
Source: RefSeq, a predicted model, not a curated record